Messenger RNA from Trichophyton rubrum CBS 118892, 2070 nucleotides. RefSeq lists its product as uncharacterized. Lineage: Eukaryota; Fungi; Ascomycota; Eurotiomycetes; Onygenales; Arthrodermataceae. Bases 1 to 2070 code for a protein of 689 amino acids. Gene Ontology annotation, molecular function: DNA binding; zinc ion binding. Gene Ontology annotation, biological process: DNA-templated transcription. The transcript is spliced from 7 exons. The record is from RefSeq and is a predicted model, not a curated record.
AUGUCGCAAGCAACCCCAACGCUGUCGUACACGCGAACCCUCGAAUCACGCAUUGCAAAGCUCGAAGCGGAGCUGGCAAAGUAUAGAAACGAGCCCCAGAAUCGCAAUGGCAGUGACACAGAACAACAGGAGCAGGGGUUGAAGGUCGAGGAAUCAGAUCGGCCUUCUUCUAUCGAUUCACUCGAGCAACACCGUGAAGAUGAUAAGGAAGCUGUGGAUUCACUCUCUCGGGACAUCGAAGGCUUAACAGUAGAAGAUGACGGGCGCAUCUCUUUCCAUGGGCCAACGAGUCUAUUUCAGCUGCCGAGCGGUCUGGCAGAGGCUGCUAACCCGGCUUUGCCAGUCGAUAAUGAGUCCGAUGGUCGAAAGGAGCGUCUCAUUAACAAUGCAUGGAGAGAACGUGCCUUCGAGCAAUUGACUACCAUCCCAGAACCAUUCAAUUACCUUCUGGAUUCUCACUGGUGUUGGAUACAGCCAUUGUUUAAUUUCGUUUAUCGCCCAGCUUUCACACGUGAUAUGAAGAUGAAUGGCCCUUACUUUUCAGAAAUACUCCUUAAUGCUAUUCUCUCCCACUCGCUUCGAUGGUGCAGGGACGAACCGAAGAUUGCUCGUAUGCUUGAUGCAUAUGAUGGAGGGCAGCAAUUCCGACAACGAGCCGUAACGGGGUUAUUCGAAAGUUUGAAAGGUGGAAACGGUCAAAUAACGGUUGUCCAAACGCUUCUUCUUCUCAGCGCUCAGGAAUGCGGCCGUGGAAAUCGUACCCAGGCAUGGUUAUACAGCGGGAUGGCCUUUCGACUGCUAGAGGACUUGGGUAUUACUAUCGAUAGCAGGAAGUACUCUGGGUCAGUGCAGUUCUCAGACGAAGACGUUGAGAUAAGAAAUCGACUUUUCUGGAGCUGUUACUUUUGGGACAAAUUGGUGUCGCUGUACUUUGGUCGAUCUCCAAUCAUCCAGGAUACCCCGGUCUCUCCGCCGCGGAUUCUUUUGGAUGAUACUGCAGAGAUCGAGAUAUGGACUCCACACGGAGUAGUAUUCCCCGAGGGCAUGCACUAUCCUCCGACACAGGCACAUUCGACGUCAUGCUUCAUGAAAAUGUGUUCGUUGGCCGAAAUACUCAAUCAAAUUAUUAUCCAUAUCUACGAUCCUGUUCGCCAGAGCACGGAAGCUCAGAUACAGGAAUGUGUGGAUAAACAGGGAGCCAAUCUAGAAAAAUGGUGGAAUGAACUUCCGCCAUUCCUAAAACUUAUCCCCAAUAAUCUUCCCACAUAUUGCCCACCAAGUCAUGUUGUGACUCUCAACUGCAUAUAUCACACUACUAACAUCCUCCUACACCGUCCAAUGCUCUGCUCCAGGCCCUUCCGGACAAGGGCAAAUGCUGCAAGCAAUGCUAACCAUUUGGUUCAAUGCCUCUCCUCUGCAUCCUCCAACAUAUCUCUUUACGACCUCUUUCGACGGACAUUUGGUGACAGUCACGUCGUUCUGUCUCUUGCAUACAGUUUAUAUACGGCUGCUUCUAUCUUCAUACUUGAGAUCCAGGCAUUGAAAUAUGCGUCUCCUUCAACGUUGGAAAAGCUGAGAUACUGCAUCCUCGCCCUUGAACGCGUGAAAGCUGCCAAUCCAGUAAUACACACUGCCCUUGGCCUGAUUGAGAAAGAGCUCAAGAAGCUCCGAAUCAAUAUAUUCGACACCCUAGCCAACCCAGAUCAACAAACCAUCCCGGCUGUAUCCCCGCAAACUACUACGUCGUCGCCGCCUUCUUCUCUAGACCCCUUACAUAGCCAACAUAUGUAUACCCUGCCACCCCACGGGGCGUUUAGUAUCACACCACCUCCAGCAGAUCCCCAACAGGCACAUCAGCAGCAGCAACAGCCGUUGCCACACCAAAACACCACCUUCAUGAUGGAUACCCCAUCGCUACCUGAUCCGCCUGACUUCAUCGCUCAAGAUCGAAUGUAUGACAUCGCGCCAGAGCUAUUCGAAGCCUUCUCAUAUGCGGAACCUAACACGCCCGGUGGUGUUGGGGCAGGGUUCGACUCUACUAACUGGGCCGGCACUGGGCCGACAAGUUAA